Monopterus albus (swamp eel) is the source of this 5794-nucleotide messenger RNA. Its product is annotated as teashirt homolog 1-like. The record is from RefSeq and is a predicted model, not a curated record. Gene Ontology annotation, cellular component: nucleus. The transcript has 6 exons. Gene Ontology annotation, molecular function: DNA binding; DNA-binding transcription factor activity, RNA polymerase II-specific. NCBI's taxonomy places the organism in Eukaryota, Metazoa, Chordata, Actinopteri, Synbranchiformes, Synbranchidae. Gene Ontology annotation, biological process: regulation of transcription by RNA polymerase II. The coding region runs from base 1132 to 4575 and encodes 1147 amino acids.
GCUGCUAUUUUUUUUAUAUUACACAGCCUUAUGCUGGUUUACUGUUUUGCACAUUGAGAGCCGGAUCGCGCCAGAUCACAACACGGAAAAAGGUAUGACGAAGAAAGCGGUGAAAGUUAGUUUGGAGGUUAAAGUUCACUCAGGUUAAGCCCACCCAUGCUUUUUACUCUAUGUAACUUAAACGAGUAAAAAGCCAGCACCAGAGAGGUCGAUAACAUUGCUGGUGAAUCCUCACGUGAGUUCGGCCGUCACCUCCAGCUUUAAGGCAAAACGCUGGAAUCACCUGUGUGACCACUGAAUUUUAUAAGAUAUGGUUUCGUUUCACAAGUCGUCUUAAUUGUGCAUAGAAGAGAUGUUUACGAACCCAGUGAAAUGUAAAUUGCUGACGGACGCAGCCUGGGUAGUUUCCCACGUCACACAGGUCACUCCAGCGUUUUGCCGUCAGACUGGAGGUGAAGGCCGCUGCCGAGCGCGAGUGAGGCUUCACCGGGAGCGUAAACCUCUCUGAGGAAGACGCUCCUCUUCGUCACGCAGUGUUGUCGUCAGCUGGUGUCAACUUUUUGCCCAUCUGCCAGGGGACAUGUCUCCUAUCAGAGCUGAACUGUCAAACUAUUAACCCUCUGUGUACCUGCAACAAUGCUGGUUCUGAUGGAUGGGGCCUUCCCUGACGUCCAGUGAUACGGGUGUCCUUGACCACUGGGGCAGACGCAAUAAAUGGGUGGAGCGGUGGGAUGGACAAUGCUGAGAGUGUACAUGGUUUCCUAUGGUACGGGCAGAGAGAAAAUUAUCCAGCAAUAAACAGUACACAGUACUGCACAGCACCAACAGAAGUAUUCAUACAACUACAAGAAGCUGCCUCUUCAAUGAAACUCAAAUCACGACAGAGAUUGUUAAGUCUACCUCCAAGAUUAUUAAAUCCAAAUGGAGAAUUUAUGGGUGACACUUUAUAACAAUUAAUCUGAGAUGCUUGAUUAAUAAAGUUCGCUCACCCCCCACCCCCACCCCCUUUCUGUCUUCACCUACCCCAUCACUAAAGUUGUCCUGUCUGAGUGGGAUGGAGGAGGAGAUGAAAAGACAUUCGGGUGGCAGGAUGGUUGUCAGGGACAACAUGGGUGUCAUUCUUUUUGAUUAAUGGAGCAUUGUGACCCCGCCCCUAACCCUUCUUCUUUCUCAGCAUGCCCACUUUCACCUCUGCAAAGCCCCCCCACUCACCCACCUCUCACCAUAACAGCUUAUGGACCUGAGGACAAAUUUAAAGCAGACAACACUGAUGAGGAGGAGCAUCUGCUGGAUGAUGGCCUCUCUAUGGAUGGCCAAGAUGCAGACUAUCUGUUCAAUGAUGACGAGGACAGAGGAGAUGGCAAUAGCUGCCAAAACUCUCCACUCAGCAAUGGCACGAACCCAGAUGCUGGGUACGCCUCUCCACUCAGCACCACUAGUGAUCAACUGGUGGACCUUAAGCUCAUAUCAUCUUUUAGUGAUGGUCAAGAUAAGGCAGAGGAGAAGCUAGGGGAGUCCACAGAGUCCAUCAAUGGCCUCUCACUACAGGACAGUCUGGCAAAAAUGAAAGCUGUCUAUGCAAACCUGAUCUCGGAUGCCUCCUGGUCCAGCAUCGCUCUGGACAUGCUUAAAAGUAAACAAAGCAACAAUUUUGCAGCUAGAAACGGCAAUGGGAGUAAUCACAUAGGGAACAGCGGGUUCUUGAACAGUCACAGCCCAGCAAACAUUCAUGUGAGGAAUAGAUGUAGCAGUAGCAACACUUCAGCCACUACUAAUAUUAAUACCAGCAGUACCGCCACAAGAACAGUGUCCAGCAGCAGCAACAGUGGCACUAGUGUAGGUUCUGGCAACACAGGAGGAUUAGCCUAUGACUGGCACCAGGCAGCGUUGGCCAAAACUCUACAGCAUACUCCAUACCAACUGCUUCCUGAGCCUAGCCUUUUCAGCACCGUGCAGCUUUAUAGGCAAAACAAUAAGCUCUAUGGCCCUGUGUUUACUGGUGCCAGCAAGUUCAGGUGCAAGGACUGUAGUGCAGCCUAUGACACUUUGGUUGGCCUGACAGUGCAUAUGAAUGAGACUGGCCACUAUCGAGAUGACAAUAAGGAUACUGAAGAUGAUCGAAGCAAGAAGUGGUCCAAGCCACGCAAGCGUUCACUGCUGGAGAUGGAAGGGAAGGAAGAUGCCCAGAAAGUUUUGAAAUGCAUGUACUGUGGCCACUCUUUUGAAUCCUUACAAGACCUUAGUGUUCACAUGAUCAAAACAAAACACUAUCAGAAAGUGCCUCUAAAAGAACCAAUGCCAGCUCUCACCUCAAAGCUGGUACCCCCAACCAAAAAAAGAGCAUUUCAAGAUUUGAUGUCCCCAAGCUCUCCGGAGUCUGUGUCAUCUGGCAUACUCCUGGGAGAAUCUCCCAAAGACCAAAAAGUGGCCAAUCCCUAUGUCACUCCUAACAAUCGAUAUGGUUACCAAAAUGGUGCCAGCUAUACUUGGCAGUUUGAGGCACGCAAGGCACAAAUUCUCAAAUGCAUGGAAUGUGGCAGUUCACAUGACACAUUGCAACAGCUGACAGCCCACAUGAUGGUCACGGGACACUUUCUCAAAGUAACCAAUUCAGCCUCUAAAAAGGGUAAGCAGUUAGUUUUUGAUCCUGUCAUUGAGGAGAAAAUUCAGUCGAUUCCUCUGCCGCCAACUGCCACACGACUCCCAGCAGCUAAUGGGAAGUCACAGCCUGACUCUCUGUUGCAGCCUGCUAGCCCUGAGGAGAAAGCUGAAGAAAACAAAGAUGAAGAGAGAGAUGAUGAGAAAAUGGCAGCUAGGGAACUGGAGAAGAAAAUAAAAGAGGAGAAGGAAGAUCCCCCUGAAAAAGCUGAUAAACCAGGAAAGGCCAGAUCUUACCAAUAUCUGAGAGAAGAAGAUUUGGAAGAGACACCUAAAGGUGGUUUAGACAUCCUGAAGUCUUUAGAGAACACAGUUUCAAGUGCCAUCAGCAAGGCCCAAACAGGCACACCAACCUGGGGUGGAUACCCCAGUAUUCAUGCUGCCUAUCAGCUGCAUGGAGCCUUGAAGUCUACCUUGCCUUCAUGUGCACAGGUUCAACCUUUGUUCAGCAGCAACACCUUGAAGGUGCUGUCCUCUGAUUUAGGUGCUGUGGUCCAUUCACCUAAUAGCCCCUGUUCACCUCCAAGUCACAAGAAUAAUGUGCUGGCUAUGGAGGAGCUAGUGGAAAAAGUGACAGGAAAAAGUUCAGUCAACAGUGAAAAAGAGGAAAAACUUGUAGAGAAUAAGCGCAGGUUUGAAAAGUCACCUUUGCCAAAUUCUAAGGACAAACAGGCUUUAUCCAAUCCAGAAAACCUCUCAAAGGCAGUGAAAAAUACUGGGGUAGAGGACCAGACUGAGUCAAGAAGCAAAGAGGAAGAACAGACAAAGCCCAAAGUGGAGACACAGAUUAAGAGUGAAGUUGAUUCACCAAAAAAGCUUGUAAGCAAUGGCUGCCACAACCUGAGCAUCAUCACUGAUCACUCACCUGAACAACCACUUGUCAACCCUCUCAGUGCUUUGCAGUCUAUCAUGAACAACCACUUGGGGAAAGCUGCAAAAGUGGCAACCCCCUUCAUAGACCCCUUCACGAUGCUUUAUAAGAUCAACAGCAACUCUGCUCAGAUCAAGUCAGCAGAGCCUAUGAGUCAGUACCAGGAAGGGGAAGACGAUCAGCCCAUAGACUUGACAAAAUCCAAAAACACUAAUGGAAAUACAGCUAAGGCUAUUUCUACUACACCAAACAACAACAACAACCCAGUUUUCAAAACGUUCUCUCAGUCUUCAUCUCCACCUCUACGGGAGAAUGCUUUGAUGGAUAUUUCUGAUAUGGUGAAAAAUCUGACUGGCCGUUUGACACCAAAGUCUACAACACCAUCUUCCAUCUCUGAAAAAUCAGACAUCGAUGGCUGUACAAUUGAGGACAGCUUGGAGGAGCUGUCUCCCAUCCAAAGGCGGAAAGGCCGACAGUCAAACUGGAAUCCCCAGCACCUGUUGAUUCUCCAGGCCCAGUUUGCCUCCAGCCUUAGGGAGACUCCUGAGGGAAAGUUUGUAAUUAAUGACUUGGGACCACAGGAACGGGUCCACAUCUGUAGAUUCACUGGUCUCUCCAUGACAACUAUCUCACAUUGGCUGGCCAAUGUAAAAUACCAGUUAAAGCGGACAGGGGGCACAAAGUUCCUAAAAAAUAUUGACUCUGGCCAGCCUCUGUUUUUGUGCAGUGAUUGUGCAUCCCAGUUCAGGACUCCCUCAUCCUACAUUCACCAUUUGGAGUCACAUCUUGGAUUUACCCUGAAGGACCUCUCAAAACUAUCCAUAGACUUAACAGAGCAACAAGCAGUCAGCAGAAUAGAGGACAAGACUUUCAGUUCCUCUGUGCUCACAGAAGACGACACCGACUUGAUAUAUCAGUGCCAACUGUGCAAUCGGACAUUUGUGAGCAAACAUGCAAUCAAAUUGCACCUUUGCAAAGCACAUGGAAAGUCACCAGAGGACCAUUUCAUUUUUGUGACAGAGUUGGAAAAGUUUGACAAACAGUGAAAUCAAGUAAAGCUGAUAGCAAGACAGAUUACUGUUGCACUAUAACUCUAACUUGCAAUCUGUCAUAACAGAUAGUGCCAGAAUUGUUGUGACAUAUAUUGUAAUUAAAAACAUGGUAGCUUUAAUACCACAUACUGUAAUUAUUCAGUUAUUCAUAAAUGGCAGGGGCUUACACUUCACGGGCUCAAAGCUAUGUUGUAAAGGUUGAUUCAGUAAAUGAACCAAAUUGGUGCAGCAGUCAUGGCACUAUGUGGUCACCGACUGAUGGUUGCUUUCCUAAUGCACUGUAUCCUAUCUGAGCCUCUGGGAAAAAGUCCAGGUGUUGUAUUAAAACUGGACCUUGCUCUUAUUUUGAUCACUGAUUUUGGAUGAUUUUUCAGACAAACAUAUUUCAACACAACUUAAAUCUAAUUUAUGAAACAGUUUGUGCAUGUUUUCAUGUAAAGCAGUGAGCAUUAUGACAUUUAAAACACAAUGACAUAACCGAUAUCCCUGUUUGACAAAUUUUGGAUUCAACCUUUUAUAUGAAGAAGUUCAGCUAUGAUGAUGCUCUAAAAUGUUAAGAUGAGUUCAGCACUUUAAGGAAGUGUAAACUGAUGAAAAAAAUGUUUAGGGGAAAUGACAACACUUCACUCUUUUCAGUUGUAAUUCCACUGAUCAACAUGGAAUUUUGAUGGACUAACUAUAACUGUUUGUUUGCCAUUAAAUCACAGAAAUUCAUGCAAAAUGUUUAGAAUGUUUUUCUCUAGUAAAGUAUAAUUUCCUGGUUGUUUCAACUUGUACAGUAUUUCAUUAGUAGGCUACCCAUUUUAUUAUUAUGAAGCUACAAUUGUAAAAUUUAUGAAGUUUAAAACUUAGUGUAUGAAUAAUCAGCAAGUAUGUAUACAUAUGUGUCAGCAUAUCUUGCUCUUUAAAGUUCAAUAUUAUUUGUACUGUGUGCAUUUUAUAAUGUUAUUUUCUAGACAAAUGGGGAAAAAAUGUAUAAAGCUACAGAAUAUAGUUGGAACACAAUGCACUUUUUGAGUGAAAAUUAGGUCCUUCAGUGUGGUUUACAUAAAAUAACAGAACUUUACUGGCAUCUGCUCUGAUGCAUGGUACUGUACAUAUCUUUGAAAAAAGAAAUUCUCACACAUUGAUACAUUUCCAGGUUUUAUCAUCAGCCCAGAUAUUAAGAAUUCCCUUCUCUUAUCUUAAGUUGUAAAAUAAACUCCAUGUCCUG